Hippopotamus amphibius kiboko is the source of this 2580-nucleotide messenger RNA. It is a transcript of the gene SLC19A3, whose product is annotated as solute carrier family 19 member 3. Gene Ontology annotation, biological process: transmembrane transport; vitamin transport. The record is from RefSeq and is a predicted model, not a curated record. NCBI's taxonomy places the organism in Eukaryota, Metazoa, Chordata, Mammalia, Artiodactyla, Hippopotamidae. Gene Ontology annotation, cellular component: plasma membrane. The coding region runs from base 200 to 1657 and encodes 485 amino acids. Gene Ontology annotation, molecular function: thiamine transmembrane transporter activity. The transcript is spliced from 7 exons.
GGCUUCCUAUCUCGGCCUGUGAGCGAGUUGGCGAGCAGAAAUCCCCUCCUGUAGAAAAGAAUGUUGGCCCGAAACCAGUUGGGAAGAUUUAAGGAUGUGGUAAAACAAUAGAAAUGGAAAAAGUCAACAGCAUAUUAAUUACUGGAAUGAAAGAGGAGAGGAAGAAUUGAACUCUGAUACCAAGACACUGAAAACAGCCAUGAGUUGUUUGCAAACUUCAGUGAGCUCUUCCUGGAUUUAUCCCACUGUGAUCCUCUGCCUGUUUGGAUUUUUCUCCAUGAUGAGACCCUCAGAACCCUUCUUUAUGCCGUACUUAUCUGGACCAGAUAAAAACCUGACCAUUAAAGAGAUCACAAAUGAGAUCGUCCCUGUGUGGACAUACUCAUACCUGGCGCUGCUGCUCCCAGUGUUUAUCCUCACCGAUUAUGUCCGCUACAAGCCAGUCAUCAUCCUGCAAGGCAUUAGCUUCAUCGUUUGCUGGCUGCUGCUCUUGUAUGGCCAAGGAGUGAAGACCAUGAAGGUGCUGGAAUUCUUCUAUGGGAUGGUCACUGCCACCGAAGUGGCCUAUUAUGCCUAUAUUUACAGCGUGGUCAGCCCAGAGCACUAUCAGAAAGUGAGUGGCUACUGCAGGAGUGUCACACUCGUGGCCUACACAGCAGCCUCAGUGAUGGCCCAGCUCUUGGUCUCCCUGGCCGGCCUACCGUACUUUUACCUUAACGUUAUAUCCUUGGUCUCUGUCUCCGUGGCCUUCCUCUUCUCACUUUUCCUACCCAUGCCUAAGAAGAGCAUGUUUUUUCAUGCACAACCCAGCAAAGAAGCUCCUCCAAAGCCACCAGGAAAGGAUGCUGCCUCAGAGGGACCUCAAAAGGAUCACGAACCAGUUGGAAAAGGAGUAUUCACUAUUUCAGGGAACCCGUGUGAUGGCCAGUUGAGCGACCCAAAGCCAGAGAACGUAGCUUUGAGAGUUUUUACGCAGUGGCUACAAGAUUUGAAGAAGUGUUACUCCUCAAAACAUCUCUUUUACUGGUCCCUUUGGUGGGCUUUUUCCACAGCAGGUUUUAACCAGGUUUUGAACUAUGUUCAAGUCCUGUGGGAUUACAAGGCACCAUCCCAGAGUUCCACAGUAUAUAACGGAGCUGUAGAAGCUAUUGCAACCUUUGGAGGGGCCCUGGCUGCCUUGGCAGUGGGUUAUGCGAAAGUCAACUGGGAUCUUCUGGGAGAGUUGGCCCUGGCCAUCUUCUCGGUUGUCAAUGCAGGCUCUCUACUUCUCAUGCAUUUCACGACCAACAUAUGGGCUUGCUAUGCUGGCUAUUUGAUAUUCAAGACCGUCUAUAUGCUUCUUAUCACCAUAGCAGUCUUUCAGAUCGCAGUUAAUCUGAGCGUGGAACGCUAUGCCCUGGUGUUUGGGAUCAACACCUUCAUUGCCCUGGUGAUUCAGACCAUUUUAACCGUGAUCGUAGUAGACCAGGGAGGACUGGGGCUGCCAGUUAGCAUUCAGUUUUUAGUUUAUGGGAGUUAUUUUGCAGUCGUUGCUGGCAUUUUCCUACUGAGAAGCAUAUACAUUAUCUAUUCAGCUGAAUGCGGAAGCCGAGUGCAGAGUUCCACUGCAAGUCAGAAUCCAUAUGGACCACACCCACAGGAACCGGAGGACGUCUAAUGAGCAAAGCUCUACCCUCUGCCAACCACUACAGCCUCUGAGCAAGGAUGCUGCUGGCCAAAGUCACUGAGUGCCAUGAAUUGACCCACUUCACAAGUCUGAAUUCCCCUGAACCUUUUCAAACCCAGGAAAGUUCAGCUUUGGACUAGAUAUCUUUGUGCCCAGCUGAGCGGAUGCAGUUGUACAGGUCUACCAUCUCAAUUAAACUACCUAUGUUGGGGAACCCCAGUGAAUAGCAGUGACUGGAACAUUCUGGUUUCGCUUGUUUGCAAGGACGUUCAAGUGGCAUGAAAAUAAACCAUGAGAAACACUCCAGCCAUCCUAGAGUUGAUGUUCCCCAUUCAUGAGCAGAAAUACUAACUGAAGUGACCCUGUUGCGUGGUUUACAUAUUAUUUGUUUUAUUGUACCAAAACAGGCAACACAAUGGACACUUUUUUGUCUCAUGAGCCAUUUUCCUUCUUUCAUUCAUUAUAUUUCUUUAAAAUUUACCGUUCCCUGAGAGAAUUUUAAGGCUUGGUCCCAUUUCUAAGGACUCCUUUUCUCUCCUGAUAACGCAGUAUUAUUCACAAGCUAUCAUUUGAUAAUAUAACUACUUAAUUUUUUUCAUGAUUACUCCUCACUUUGUGCUCUGCUGAGCUUUCUUGUUGAAACUCUACCUCAGUGAUAACUCCAGACACCGCUGUGUGGCCACAGAAUAACAUUCAUGCCAAUGCCCAGUGGUCCCAGGAGAGGCAAUGAGCUUUCUCCUACCAUGACCCCAGACAAGUGUUUUAAUGUCAUGUCAGUGUGAUGUCUGCGUAAAACAGAAAAACUUAAGUAGAAGGUUUCAGGGAUUUAUAGAAGUAUUCAUAAAUAAGAAAACACUGAUGGUGGAAAAACACCUAAUUUUUAGAUGGAAGAGAUUGUGUUAAAUAAAAUAAAU